Messenger RNA from Yamadazyma tenuis ATCC 10573, 1360 nucleotides. NCBI's taxonomy places the organism in Eukaryota, Fungi, Ascomycota, Pichiomycetes, Serinales, Debaryomycetaceae. The record is from RefSeq and is a predicted model, not a curated record.
ACACGAGUAAAAUCUUUUUGAACAAACACAAACCCCAUUAUAAACAACGUUAAACGUGGAUCAAACAUGAGCAAUCCAUACCAGUAUGAGAUGCAAGACUUGAAAGGGUCGUCUGGAAGUGACCACGAAGACUUUGUCAGCUUCAUGAACGAAAUCCAGGACUUGAACAGUCAAUUGGAUCAAUACGGGAACUUGGUGUCAUUGAUUUCCAAUAAACAGAGAAACUUGGUUCAGGAGAUCGAGUUGAACAGUGAGGAUGCUGAAUAUAACAGUAAGCAGGUUGACUCGUUGAUAUACGAAGCCAAGUCUUUACAAGAUCAGUUGAAGUCAAGGAUCAAACUGUUGCAAGUUCCUAGUGUCCACAAAAACGACAGAACCAGAAUCGACCAGGUCGAAAACGUUAGACAACGGUUCUUGGAACAGAUCCAGGAGUACCGGUUGAUUGAAAGCCAGAACCGUGAACAAACCCGGUUACAAGCUGAGAGACAAUACAAAAUCAUCAAGCCCGAUGCUACCGAAGCUGAAAUUAGACAGGUGGUUGAUGAUGGUAGUGACAGUCAACAAUACUUCCAACAGGCAUUGAUGCAGAGCAACAGAAGAGGCGAAGCCCGGACUGUUUUGAGUGAAGUACAGACCAGACAUAGAGAAUUAUUGAAGUUAGAGAGAACCAUGGCUGAGUUGACCCAAUUAUUCCAUGACAUGGAAGAGUUGGUAAUCGAACAAGAUCAACCAAUCCAGCAGAUUGAAGAGCAGGUAGCCACUGCACAGCAUGAUAUUGAACAGGGGGUUGGCCAUACUGAUAAAGCAGUUAUUUCUGCUAAGAAGGCUAGAAAGAAGAGAAUGUGGUGUUUCAUUAUUUGUCUUAUUAUAGUAGCUAUUUUAGCGAUCAUUUUGGGGUCCUACUUCGGUACCAGAAAAUAAGCGCAUGUGUGCGUUGAGUUUGUGGGAGUAUGAUAAAAGAUGUUUAGAAUUGAAUAAUAAUAAUGUUGCUGAGGGUCGUACGUCGGAGUUGGGGCGCGGCUGGUGCUAUAAUCAUGAGCCGCCACCUAGAGCAAGGCGAGGAUGGAUGCACGUCGACGGUAGUCGGGUUUAUAUUGGGGUUAGUGUAGCCGUGUCUAAUCAACAAAUAUCUCGCGAUGAUUGGCUCACAGGCAGCGUGAACCUGCCUUAACCAAAUGUCGUACACGUGUCGUUUAUAUGUCGCAAGUCCCACAACGGUUGUUCAGCAUACCUAUUCCAUAGACUUUGCUGGGUUGGUAUACCAUCAAAAUGCAUAUGAAUUGAUUGGCUUAGAGACCUUGGAAGCUUUGAGAAGCUUAGGGGAACUUUCGGUAUAGUACGUAUUUUGAUGAAGCAAAUG